Molecule: messenger RNA, 1046 nt
Organism: Hyla sarda
Lineage: Eukaryota; Metazoa; Chordata; Amphibia; Anura; Hylidae
Gene: CLCNKB
Product: chloride voltage-gated channel Kb
Biological process (GO): transmembrane transport; chloride transport
Cellular component (GO): membrane
Molecular function (GO): voltage-gated chloride channel activity
Source: RefSeq, a predicted model, not a curated record
GGGCGGCGGCGUACUCGGGGGCGGUGACGCACACGCUCUCCACAGCGCUGCUCGCCUUCGAAGCCACCGGUCAGAUCGCGCACAUCCUCCCGGUGAUUCUGUCGGUUCUCAUCGCCAACGCCAUCGCCCAGAAAUUUCAGCCGUCCUUCUACGACGGAACGAUCAUCGUGAAGAAGCUGCCGUACCUGCCGCGCAUCCGCAGCCGCCAGAUAAACUCCUUCAAGGUGAAGACCAAGGAAUAUAUGAAGACGGACAUCGAGGUGCUGCCCCGCGACGCCAGUUUCGACCAAGUCCUCCAGAUAGUUACAUCGUCGGACGACACGGAGUUCGCGGUGGUGGACAAUGUAGAGGCGCGCGUCCUGGUCGGCACGGUGAAGAGAAGUCACCUGAUACGUUUUCUGGAGUCGCACGAGUCCAACCAGACACCCAGGGGCCCGGAGGACAAGUCUCCGUGCGGUGGGAGCCUCGGUGAUGGAUUCACCAUUGAUCCGGUCGCUUUCCAGCUCUCGUCGUGGACGUCCUUACACGAGGCCCACCACCUCUUCGUGCUGCUCAAUCUGCAGUUCGCCUUCGUCACCGAAUACGGGAAGAUUGUCGGCUGCGUCACCAGGAAGGAGAUGAGGGAAGCUAUUGAGAACCUCGCCAACCCCAAAUGAAGCGGCCAGAGAUUGUGGGGGGCCGGGAAGGUGUCGUCCCAAAAAAAUGAGGAUGGAACUGGGUCAUGUGACCGCCAGUCUGACCCACAGAAAAUCACAGUACUUAAUGCAGAGUUUCCCAACCAAUCUGCCUCCAGCUGUUGCAAAUCUACAACUCCCAGCAUGCCCGGACAGUUGGCUGUCCGGGCAUGCUGGGAGUUGUAGUUUUGCAACAGAUGAAGGCUGCAACUGGGGGGGGGGGGGGGGACGUUUAUAGCAAUGUCGUCUAUCUCCUGUUCUCUGUGCUGGCUGCAGUAAGAAAGUAAGUUCAGCCAUAACCCGGUGAUUGAAGGGGUUAUCCAGGAAAAAACUUUUGUUUUAUAUAUCAACUGGCUCCAGAAAAUUAAACAG